Sceloporus undulatus (fence lizard) is the source of this 4207-nucleotide messenger RNA. RefSeq names its product insulin induced gene 2 (gene INSIG2). Gene Ontology annotation, biological process: cholesterol biosynthetic process; cellular response to insulin stimulus; SREBP signaling pathway. NCBI's taxonomy places the organism in Eukaryota, Metazoa, Chordata, Lepidosauria, Squamata, Phrynosomatidae. The record is from RefSeq and is a predicted model, not a curated record. The transcript has 6 exons. Gene Ontology annotation, cellular component: endoplasmic reticulum; SREBP-SCAP-Insig complex. Bases 204 to 905 code for a protein of 233 amino acids.
GGUUCAGUGGAAGAGUCAGGUGCCCUGGCUGUCGUUGUUGUUGUUGUUGUUGUUGUCAAGGGCCUGUGCGGCGGGGAAGGCGGGGCCUGGGAGGCAGGCAGGGGCGGGACAAGAUGGCGGAGGCAGAGAAUUGGACGAUGUCCUGAAUUUAGAAAAAUAGGAUUGCUUGGUUCUCCUCCUUAGGCUGCAAACUUCUGUACUGAAUGUUGCUGGAAGUGCACAAGGCCAUGGCAGAUGAGGAUGCUCAACCAUCUACACCAAGAGAGUGUGGCCCAUAUAUUUCUUCAGUCACCAGCCACAGCCUAAACUUGAUGCUUCGUGGGGUGGUCCUGUUUUUAAUAGGUGUUUUUCUUGCAUUAGUAUUAAACUUGUUACAGAUUCAGAGAAACGUCACCUUGUUUCCACCAGAUGUGAUUACAAGUAUCUUCUCAUCAGCUUGGUGGGUUCCACUUUGCUGUGGAACAGCAUCAGCUGUGAUUGGCUUAUUGUACCCCUGCAUGGAUAAACAUCUGGGAGAGCCACAUAAAUUUAAGAGGGAAUGGUCAAGUGUGAUGCGAUGUGUAGCAGUCUUCGUUGGCAUAAAUCAUGCCAGUGCUAAAGUGGAUUUUGCCAACAACAUCCAGUUGUCUCUCACACUUGCUGCACUUUCCAUUGGACUGUGGUGGACAUUUGAUAGAUCUCGAAGUGGCUUUGGCCUGGGCAUAGGAAUUGCAUUUCUAGCCACAGUGGUGACUCAGUUUUUGGUCUACAAUGGAGUUUAUCAGUACACAUCUCCUGACUUUCUUUAUGUGAGGUCCUGGUUACCCUGUAUAUUUUUUGCUGGUGGGAUAACAAUGGGAAACAUUGGCAGGCAAUUGGCAAUGUAUGAAUGCAAAGUUAUUGCAGAAAAGUCUCAUGAAGACUGAGAAGAGCAAAAUAUAUCUUUCUCACAAGAGGAUACAUGACAGAUGGUGAAGAGUACACAUUUUGGAGUACUUGACUAUGAAAUUGCCAAACAGCAGUCACCUUUCUCUUGUUUCUUCUGCUAUCAUCCCUGUAUCCCUGGCCUGCUCUAUUUGCAAAAAAACACUGUUUACUGCAAUUUGUGAUUGUUUCAUUUGAAGGUCACUUGAAAAUCUGAGCAUCCUGGGAUAGUAUCAGUGUGAAUUCACACUAGAAAGCAACAUGAUGGAUGAGAUGUUGGUUUAUAGUUGGAGUUUCUACUUUCUGAACUAAGCUUGGCUUGCUGUAUCACAUCUUUUUGCAUAAUAUUCCUGUGCCAAACCAAAGUGCUACUAUUUUUUUCUGCCUCUCACUCUCCACAGGCUGCAUUCCUUUUUAUUUAUUUUAGCACAGUUUGAUAGAUUUUGUGGUUUUGUUUUUUUAGUAUUACUCUUUUAUUAUUUGUCAUGUAGAAUAAUGAAUGAUGCAGCAGUGGUUUGAAAAUGCAUUUAGGUUAAAUCAAAAUUAAAAUCCCAGUGUUGUGAUUGUAGGAGCUGUAUGAAUAAAUCUACAAACACACUAGUUGCACACUAAGUGGAUUUAUACAUGGCCAAGCUUAACUGUCUGUCCUGUGUUGAUCUAUGCAUUGGAUGUAAAAAAUCAGCCUGUACCAUCUGCACUGCACAUAGGUAAGAUUGCCAUUGCAAUCACAAGUUCUGUGCCUGUAGUGUGUUUCAGUGGUGUCCCUUUAAAAAUAGGUAUAUGUUGUUGUAGGAAAUGACAUCUCACACCUGCAGCAACACCCCUGCUGCCUGGAUCAAGUGCUAAUGCUUGAGCUUAUCCAGAUACAGUAUAAGUCAUUCAUGAAUAGUACGUCUUCAUUUUGAAUACAGAAAAAACUCAGACUUCUUCAAGUUUGGUAAGAGAAGCCUUUCAUUCUCUUAGCCUGUACAUGUUGCUUGGAUUCUUGCAUACAUUCUGGCGACUGAUACAGUGUGCUAUGAACUUCUCUUGCAUAGGUCCUGCUGGGAUGAAUUUAUGGGAAGGUUCUGAUAGAAUUGCUGUAUUUUACAGUGAGAAGAUUCCAGUGGAGUGAGUUUGGUCAGGCAGACAAUUAGAAGACCCGAUUAUGGUAGUGGUUAAGUCUGCUGACCCUUAAGGUUGAGGAAUGUGAGAAUGGUGAAGUAAUAGCUUACUGAUGAGGAAGUCCAGUUGUUGACAAAAAGAGAAGCUUAACCUGAAUUUAUUUUAAAACGGCUAGUUUCAUUGCUUCUAUCGUAUUCAUUUAGCCUAUGCAAGCUGCUGGGGCAUUUCAUUCUUUCUCUCUCUCUUUUUUUAAAGAAUACCUUUUAAAGGAAAUACUGUAUGAAAGAUUUUGUUAUAUGUGUUACAGUUACUCAAAGAGGCUGAGCUGGUCCAAAGAACUGAUAUGUUUAAUUGUUUCAUUUUUCUUUUUUAACAUGUAAUGUUUAGGAACAAGGUGGAACAGGCAAGCAGAGCAGCAUUUUUAAGGCUUGCAUAGUAAUAUGUGAAUAAUAUAUAGUGGCAGCUUUGAACAAAAUGCUACUCGAAGGACUAUGUGCAAUCAAUAAAAGAAAAUGAAGAUCAAUAGGCAUAAGUUCUGUUAGCUGCUAGUAGAGUGGACUCACUGAAUACAUAAGUGUUGAUUUGUCGACUUACCAUUGAUUGAAUGGGUCUACUCUAGUAUGAAAAAACAGUAGGAUUAAGGCUAAUAAUAUGCAAAAUAUCAGUAACUCCAGCCUUCUACUAGCUGUUGCAACUUUAUACCAUUGCACUACAAUGCCUCUAGAGUUAAGCACUUAAGUAUUAGUGCAUCUCCUUAUCUUCUUCUUCUCGCUAUGAUAUGUGCAGCAUGAUAUAUACGUUGUGUGAUUUUAUUUUAACAUGUCUCUAUCAGAGAAUGUCAUUUGGAAUUGUUGAGAUGCUUUAAAACAAGAAAUUAAAAAUUAAGUUUAAUUUAAAAAAUUAAACUAAUGGAGAUAGAUGCUUAAAAAUUAAACUAAGUAUUCUUGUCCUGGUGUAGCAUCAUUCAUAACUAAAUCAAUGUUUCUGUUAAUUCAUAUUUAUGGAUCAACCCUGUUUAAAGUCUUUACCUGAUUGUCUUAAAAUUAUGGUAUGAGAAUAUUUUUGAAGGCUUAAAUCUGAUGAUUUAAAAGAAUAUAUGUUGAUUAAACUGAUGUAUCCAUUGUACCACUGAAAACUAAAAAAAGUGUGAGAGGGAAGGUGUUUCAGGGAGCUGCAUCAGGGAUCUCUAAUUUAAUAUUUUCUGUCCGAUGCUUGGAUGCUUCAAGGCCUUUUCUUGAAGUUAAUAAUCAAAGAGCUAGUGUGUGUAGUUUUAAAAAAGAUAUCAUAUUUUGCUCUGUGUUAUGGUGCAGGGCGGAUCUUGUUCUGAAAAGCUUCUGUGGAAUGAAACAGAACUCUGGUUUGCCACAAUUUACUGAAUCUAGAUGGCAUGAAAUGUGAAUGGAAUUAUGAAGGUAUGAGAGGCUCUUAUGUAAUACCUCAGUUUACAGUGUGGCAUGUGUUAGCUUCAAUGAUGCCCCCUUCCCCAGGUUGUGUUAAUUAACCUUAUGAAUGACACUAUAUUCUUUAACAAAGUAAACUUUGGAGUGAUCUCAAUUCAUUGCUAAUUCAAGACAUACUCUUAUCACAUGGUCUUUGCAACCACCUGUAAAGAAGCUCUCACAACCACCUUAUUCAGCAGCUCCAUGCAAUUUAAAUGGGGUGAUAAACUUUAAACACAUGAAGACAUAUCUCUUAACCAUUUCAUAUUAACUUAAAGAUGGAGACUGACACCAGGCAUUACGAGUCAUGUUUUGCUUUGCAUCAGGGAUAAUAAGUGGGCAUUUUGAAAAUAUUGCUGGGAAUAUUCUGAGCAACAUGUCCAGUUUGAGAGACAGUAAUGCAACAACUGUCUGUGUAUCAUCUCAGUGUCAUUUCCCCCCCUGUUAAGUAGUUUUUAAUGUAAUGAAACCUAAGUUGAUUUUAUGUACCUACCAGACAGUACUUGGAAUUUUGAGAGGUGAGGUUUGUAAUGGGAAUGCCUUAAUUACAGUGGUGGGAAGAGGCAGCUACUGUAUAAUGUGUAAUUACAAUAUUAGACUGUCUUCAAAAUGUUCUAUAGAGGAUGAAUAAGGUAUAUUUUAGAUACAACUUUAUAAGCACUAUAAACUCUUCACUAGUUGUGAAUUGUAAAGGCUGAUGAUGUUUACUUCUUCAAAUUGCUGAUAAAAGCAAAAUAUGUAUUAAAUAUAAUUACAAUCUU